Molecule: messenger RNA, 1484 nt
Organism: Stomoxys calcitrans (stable fly)
Lineage: Eukaryota; Metazoa; Arthropoda; Insecta; Diptera; Muscidae
Product: lysosomal aspartic protease
Exons: 2
Coding region: 121-1293 (390 amino acids)
Biological process (GO): proteolysis; cell death
Cellular component (GO): lysosome
Molecular function (GO): aspartic-type endopeptidase activity
Source: RefSeq, a predicted model, not a curated record
UUACUUAGUACCACUCAUAAUUUGCGUUGCGGUCUUUUUAUUGGAAGAAAACAACAGUUUUAUUCAUUUGUUAGAAUACAGUUGGAAUUAUAAAAUCGCUCGGACUAACGCAGCUGAACGAUGAAUAGAUGCAUCCUAUUACUAAGCCUGCUGGGUUUACUACUCCCACUUGUUGUGGCUAAUGAGAAGCUGGUUCGUGUACCAAUCACCAAAAUCAAGUCGGCGCGUACCCAUUUCCAUGAAGUUGGCACCGAAUUGCAACAACUACGUAUAAAGUACAGUAGUGGAGGAGUUACACCAGAACCAUUAUCCAAUUAUUUGGAUGCCCAAUAUUAUGGGCCCAUUUCCAUUGGUACUCCGCCACAGAACUUCAAAGUUGUGUUCGACACUGGCUCUUCAAAUCUGUGGGUGCCUUCGAAAAAAUGUCAUAUUACAAAUAUUGCUUGCCUGAUGCACAACAAAUAUGAUGCCACCAAGUCGAAGACCUUCAAAGAGAAUGGUACUGAAUUCGCUAUACACUAUGGCUCUGGCAGUUUGUCUGGCUACUUAUCCGGUGAUACGGUUAAUAUUGGCGGUUUGGACAUAAAAGAUCAAGUUUUUGCUGAGGCUUUGAGCGAGCCUGGAUUGGUAUUUGUUGCAGCUAAAUUCGAUGGAAUUUUGGGUUUGGGUUACAGUUCGAUUUCUGUUGAUGGUGUAAAACCUCCAUUUUACAACAUGUACGAGCAGGGAUUGAUUUCGCAACCUGUGUUCUCAUUUUAUUUGAACCGAGAUCCAUCAGCUCCCGAAGGUGGUGAAAUUAUUUUCGGAGGUUCUGAUCCUAAUCAUUAUACAGGCGAUUUCACAUAUUUGCCGGUCACUCGCAAGGCAUAUUGGCAAAUUAAAAUGGAUUCGGCUUCAAUGGGCGAUUUGAAACUAUGCGAAGGUGGUUGCCAAGUUAUUGCUGAUACAGGAACCUCUCUCAUCGCUUUACCCCCCAACGAAGCAACGUCCAUUAAUAAGGCCCUAGGAGGUACGCCAAUAAUGGGUGGUCAAUAUAUGGUAUCUUGCGAUGCCAUUCCAAAGUUGCCUGUCAUUAAAUUCGUUCUUGGUGGAAAGACAUUCGAGCUUGAAGGAAAAGAUUACAUCCUGCGUGUGGCCCAAAUGGGAAAGACAAUUUGUUUGUCUGGCUUCAUGGGCAUUGAGAUUCCCCCUCCCAAUGGACCCCUAUGGAUUUUGGGUGAUGUUUUCAUUGGCAAGUACUAUACUGAAUUCGAUAUGGGUAAUGACCGCGUUGGAUUUGCCAAUGCCAAAUAAGAUGUCUUUGUGAGUUUAAAAUUAACAUACAUAAUAUUUACCAAGUAUAUUUUUUUUUGUCCCAAAAAAAAAAUCAAACUCCCUUUGUUAUGAAGUGCUUUUUAUGUUAACGCUUCAAUAUAAUUGCCUUUGUGAACGAAACGAUGUGAAAUGUGCGAUAAAAGCGCAUAAUAAAUGAUUAAUUUUAUCAA